Oppiella nova is the source of this 665-nucleotide messenger RNA. Lineage: Eukaryota; Metazoa; Arthropoda; Arachnida; Sarcoptiformes; Oppiidae. The record is from the annotation of a GenBank genome assembly.
ACUGGCACUACAUUGAAGUGCAUAUCGCGCUUAUGAUGAUCGAAGUGAUUGUUGUGAUCGUAUUUCUGGUCAUAUUUGGCCACCGAUUGUCACAACGACUGCAUUUCGCCCAAACAAACCCAUUGUCAGUGAAUGACGGCGCACCGGCAGCUCUGGUAUCGCCUAAUAAGCGGUCCCACCCUUACGGCAUUCCCAGUCAUUUGCCGCCAAAAACACUCAAAUUUGAAGACGAUAAUAAGUCACAAGAAGUGAUGUCUAAUAAAGUGGCGAAUAGUCAGCGAAAAAUCCGAAAGAAAAAGCGAAAAACGCAAGCAAUCAAUGGUUUGAAUGCCUUAUCGCAGAGUUUGGACGGCAAAGCGCUGGUAGUCUCGGGCACCGGCGCCGACUCUCUGAUAAAGUGCGGCCCUUUCGGCGCCGACCUCUCCAAUGAGGCCUUAAUAGUGAAAUCUCAGUCAACGCCCGCUCUGACAGUCAAUACGUCACUCAAUAGGCUGUCCAACGGGGGUCACCGGCCGUUAGACUCGACGCUGGACUCUAACGGGAGGUGUAGUUCCUGUCACUCGUCGACGUCGGGCGUGUCGUCCAACUCAACGCUAUCGACAAAUGUGUUGAAAACAAAUCAUUUGCCACUCAAUAGUAGUCCUAAUAAUGAGAUUAAACUCUGA